Messenger RNA from Carassius auratus (goldfish), 5259 nucleotides. RefSeq names its product nectin-2-like. Bases 246 to 1772 code for a protein of 508 amino acids. The transcript has 7 exons. Lineage: Eukaryota; Metazoa; Chordata; Actinopteri; Cypriniformes; Cyprinidae. The record is from RefSeq and is a predicted model, not a curated record.
UCCAUCGGUCGCGCUCAAGCUCCAGACAGAACAGAAGAAGUGAGCGAGUCGCGAGGCAGAGGACUCAACGGUGUUCCGAACAGUAACAUACCUGUGCACUCUCCGGGCUUUACUAGCAGUCGGAGCGGACUGAGACUGCGAUCUGACGAACCGCAACACACCGCCUCCGGUUCGCUUCGCAAAGUGAAAGAGAUUUUAUGCGAAAGUUUCCAGGAUUUGUGUAACCUCCCGCGGACGAGAGCGGAAUGAGCGACUUUACGAUGAUAAACUGUUGCCUGAUCCUGAGCGCGUGUCUUCUGUCCAGCCAAGCAGUCUGGAGUCAGCGCGUUCGAGUGGAACCAGAAGUCACUGCGUAUCCUAAUGGAUCUGUCAAUCUGCGCUGUCAGUUCAUCGACAGUGGAACCACCAAACUCACACAGGUUUCGUGGAUGUUUGAGCGUGUGGAGGGUGAUAGGCACAACAUUGCUGUGUACCACCCUAUGUAUGGAGCCAGUUUCCCUAAUAAAGACUUUGAGGGCCGAGUAUCGUUCACUCAGGGCUCCCUGGAGAACCCCUCCAUUAAGAUCAGCAAACUGAAGAUGGCUGAUGCUGGCAAGUACAUCUGCGAGUACGCCACUUACCCCAGUGGAAACGAGCAGGGGACUACCUCUCUUAUCAUGCUGGCCAGACCCAAAAACUCUGCCACCGCUGUCCCGGUGCAGGCCGGCUCUUCUGAGGUGGUCGUGGCCAGAUGUGAAGCUGCCCAAGGAAAACCAGAGGCCACAAUCUCCUGGAGCACAGGCGUUGCUGGCCGCUAUAAUGACACUGCAGUGCCCGAGAGCGACGGGACGGUCACCGUGAAGAGCGAGUAUCGGAUGAUCCCGACCCCGGCUGAAAACGGGAAAGAAAUCACCUGCGUGGUGAACCAGAGGACGCAGAACGAACCCAAUUCCUUCCCACUGAAGCUGGUGGUGCAGUAUCCACCCACUGUGACAAUAGAAGGCUACGACAGUAACUGGUAUAUGGGUCGGACUGAUGUGGUUUUGACCUGCCAAGCUGAUGCCAAUCCAGCACCCACCGAAGUUACCUGGAGAGCGGCAUCGGGUCAGUUGCCGCCUUCGGUACAAGUGGAUCAAAACCGGCUGCUGGUGAGGAAGGUGGACGAAACGGUGAACACCACUUUUGUGUGUGAGGUGAAGAACAGUCUGGGAUCUGGCAAGAAAGAGCUGGUCGUCAUGGUCAUCGAGUCGACUGAAGACCCAUCCAGCGCUGGCAUGGUGGCCGGAGCCAUUCUGGGAAGCUUCUUGGCGCUCGUUUUGGUCAGUGCGUUGGUCGCCUUUUUAGUGAUGCGAAGUCGCCGCCAUCAGCACGGAUAUUCAGGCGACGGCGAACAGGGAGCUUAUGGCAACAAAACCCGUCUUUUUGGAGGCAAGAAGGCUAGCAAGAACGGUGCAGGAUCUAACAACAAUGGGCCGAUCUACACGUACCGCGAAAGCGAGCCAGGCGCCCUGACAGAGAAAUGCAACGAGUUCCCGCGCAUGACUGGAAGCACGCCGACCGCCCAUGACAUCCUGCUGAGCGGCGAGUUGAACGAGGCUGAGCGCAGGAAGUUUGACGCUCUCAAUGACAGCCUAGAUGAUGAAGAAGAGGACGAAAGGUACGACCGUUUCAGCGGGCUGUCGCCCAGCUACCAAAUCCACCGGCACAAAGACGAGUGCACACUUUAUCUGGACGACGACAUGGAGUCCCAGCGAGACGGGUCCAUCAUCUCCCGGACUGCCAUUUACGUCUAAAGGAAACAGAUAAUACACCUGACUGAUAUUCACUUGACCUUUUAAAACAAAAAGACAGAAACUUGCCAUCUGAGGAGUGGAAGCAGAAAAGUUAAUGUCACAUCUGUAGACGAAAGCACUCAUUAUCAAACCGAAAACACAAAUUAAUGCUACUCCCCUCAUGAUGUGUACUUUUAACUCAUAAUACUGACUGAAAAUAAGAGUGAUUUUUUUUUGUUGUGUAACUGUUGUUGUGUAACUUGGUGUUAAUGCCCAUUCUAGCCAGAAUCCAUCUUUCGUGGUUGAUUCACUCCCAUGAGCACUAAAUCAAGUUGGCUCUUUGAAGUGAAAAGAAAGCCCAGUGAUUAAGCAUGGAGGAUUGUCAAUGCUACGUCACACGAGAAGCGCAGCAAGCUGUGACCUGGAAGCCAAGGCCGCUCUCUCCAGGUUGAAUACAGCAGGCUUCUUUUAUCAAAGCCCGGGAAUGUCGUCUUCGAGAACAGCUGGAUGUUUUGUUUGGCGAAACAGAGAACGUCAAUGCAGUGCUCGCUCCAGCAUCUGGGUCAUUCAUCUGUGCCACCGAUCAACUCCAGCUGUGAACGAUUUUAACUUUCCCCUACUAUUUUUUUUAGCUCAUGUUUAUUAAUUGGAUGUCUUGUUACGCUAAAGGAAUUUUCUGAAUGACUCGAGGGGUUCUAGGCAGAGGCGUAAUAGUGUUUUUGUUUGUUUCCUCCGUUCUCUCUCUGUCAACCUCUGCAGAACGGUUUGUUCCGGGCCAUGUUUAAUUCAGAAGAGUGUUGUGCAUUUUUGGCUGAUGCAUGUUUUUUCCCAACCCCUGAUUAAUCCAGUUAUAUCAAAACCAUGUGACGCAACAUCUAAAAACUGCAGACAGGAGCUCGACUAGCUACAGCGCACGAAUCCUUCCAGGAGUAAACAGGCUUGGAGUCAAUACUGCAUCUUCACUAAAACUGAUUAAGUAGAUUAAUGCACAUCGCAGAUUGGCAGCAAAGGCUGGGCCUUGAGAGAAACGCAACUGAUGUGCCUUUGAGUGUGGGAUUAUGUUGACGGCGGAGCGCUCGAUGGACCCCAGCGGGGAGCGGUAAACCAGGCGGCAUAUGUUGCCCGGUUCAGCGGAGUCCACAGUGUUGAAAAGCUGCCAGCUGUGAAAAAAGGUCAAGGGGCGAAGCGCUCUCACCGUAUGUUCGGAAGUGAUAUUAGGCCACUCGCUUUACAGAGUCUCUCUAGAGCCGGCCAGAGGUUUGAUUUGAAGCCUUGCACACAAGCCAACCUUUUCUUUUUUUGGACUACAAAAAAGACAUUUCAGAUAACUAUGAGUGUGUAACAAUGUGCAUCCAGAUGUGGAUUCAUUAGUCUCUGGGUUGUUGGCGGGCACGUGCUUUGCAUAAUAUGCCGAUUGUACGGAUGCUUCGGCAGUGCUUUGAAUUACUUGAGCCGUGACUCAUUCAUCCUUGGUUUCACAACAUCGAGCCUUCGGUGGAGGGAAGUUAGAGCGGUAAUGACACCGGAUCAACACGUUCACCGAUGCGACGCUACCCAGACAGAACUCCAUAUCCAGCAAAGCAGAUAUAGCAUGAGUAAUUUGGAGAUUAUACUAUCUGGACCCAGUGACUGUAAAGGCGGUUGUUACUCUAGCCUACAGUGUUCACCCACGCUGCAGACUUGCAAGGCUGUUAAUUUUUAUCCCCCCUCCCUAAAGCUCUUACAAGUUGCAUCACUGCACUGAAAAAUAAGUGAUGGCGAAGCUACUUUUCUGAGAGCUGCUCAGGCCUUGAAAUAUUCAAGCUGAUAAUAAUGACAAAAAUGAAGAAGUGGAGAGAGAAAAUGGGAAGCUUAUUGCGCUAGUGAAUAUUGUGUUGUUAGCAGUAGCAAAUGUAUUAACUUCACCUGUUUAGUAUGAAUUUGGAGUCAAAUGGCUUUCAAAUGCUGUUCGAGACUUGAGAAUACUGAAAGAGCAAUGUUGCCAAAUCAAGUUUUCACAACUUUCAGUAUUAGUGUUUUAAUAGAAUCUUUUAUUGAACUUCUCUGAAUGUUAUUAUGGAAUAUUAGCGUUGAGGGUUACAUAGCGAUGCCAUGUUCUCAUUCACACAAUCCCAAGGCUGCAUAAAGAUUAAUUACUGAAAUAAUUGGGCAAAACCCACAAGGAAUAUGUCUGGGUCACAUUUUACUGCAGAAUCACAGGAACUUUAUUUUGCAUAAAGAAUCUUAUGUUUUAUUGUGAAUUAUGGUGAUUUAAAUGUUAAGAAGCAAUUAGAGUACAAUAAAGCAUCUGUUUAAUAAAGCCACAAUCCAAAACAGGCCCCAUUUACAGUACUUUAUGUAACGUACUUUAGCAGAUAUUUAGUUUUGAGUGAAAUAUGACCUGGACUUCGCCUGCCAAUAUUUGGAGGUGAAAGAUACCAUCUAUCCACAUGUUCUCAAUAUUAUAAAACAAAUACUCAUGUUUUGAUAAGUUGAUGUAAGUGCCUUCUGGGAUGUGUAUUCAUGCGAUGUUGAAAUAUUGUAAAUUAAUGCCAGACUUAAAGACCGCAAUCAAUCAACACUUUUAAGAAAAGAAGAAAAACAAGACCGCCUGAGCAGCGGCAAAUUGUCCCCACGUGAUGCUUCUUAAUUGCUGCGCAUUAUGUCGCAAGUUAUUAUUAACUCAUCAGCUGUGGAGCUGAUUAUUCAUUCACUCUGAAUGUUGUGUUGUGUUGUCAGGUUGUGACACUGUGUAUGAAAAACCCUCGGACAGAUCGCCUCUGCCUGACGUCUUUUGUGUAAAAACUGCAUCAGGUACAUAUCACAUCACGUAACUGCUGUAUUACAAAUAAUCUUUGUCAAAACUUGUGAGAACAGAUUAUACGCUCUCUUUGUUUUGUUUAGUUUGUUAUAUACUAUGGAUGGAAACCUUUACUAUCUUGUGAGGUGUUGAUGGUGUGUAUCUUGACGUGAUGUGUCCGGUGUGUGAGAUAUAUAUAUACUGUAUAUGUAUGUAUUUAUCAUCAAGAAAUCCAGUGAGAUAAAAGUUAUCUAUAUCUAUCUAUAUAUUAAUCGGUUCUGUAGAUAACAGAUGCAGUGGUCAGUUCUGGCCAAGGUUAAAUAUGAAGCAGAUGUCGUAUACAGUAAUAGCCCAGAGUAGACAUGAGAAUAACCUCAGCUGCCUUGAGCUGGUGAUUUAGACGGACGGGAAUCCUGUGCAUUCAGCAGAUGUAGCUUCCCAGACGCACACUAGUUAGUAACUGGCACACGGCCUGUGAUGAAAGUACAGUACACAUUGACGUCCGCACAAACUUUUUACACUGACAAAUUUAGCUCUCUCAACCCUCAACAACAUAAUGCACACUCUCAGCCCUCGACAUGAUGAGUUGUCAACACUAAAUAAACACACACACACACACACACACACACACACACACACACACACACUGUAGUGGGUGAAUCUCGUGCUCUUAUCCUGGUCAUAUGAUGCCCGUGACAAAAAGAAGAGAAAUAAGAAAGUACUUUUUGA